ACAGAACUCACAGAUCAUACUCAUAAUUAUGGGGUUUAUUAGGGAAGUAACAGGUUACAAUUCAGGAUCAGGAUCAACUUGGAAGUAACAGAAACAACUCAGGAUACAGUUCUUUGAUCAGAACAGCUUCUUCUCAGACAUGCCUGUAGGCAGGCCUCUGCCACGGGCCCUGCUCGGGCCUGGCUUUUGCCCUGCUCCAGCAAGUGUUAACAGCUCUUUAGCUCCACCAGUAAGUGCCCACAGGCACCCUACUCCGCCAGGAAGCCUCCUGCCCUAAGGCACUCAGCUCUCUUGCUCUGUGUGUCAGCGAGCCCACUGCAGCUACCUCACGCCGUGUGCCGGGAAGUCCACCACAGCCGUCUUGUGCUGGUCUCCUGGUUCUCGCCCCUUGCACUCUCUAACACCGUCUAGCACUGUCUUCAGUGUUACAGCUCUCUCUGUCUUCUGGGUCUAGGAGGUUUUCAGUGCAGGGUCCUAGGGUCCAAAGGACAUGCUUUGCCCCUGGCUCUUCUUCUUGAUGGUAGUGAGGUUUCCCCUCAACUUGUGGGACUGGCUCUUUUUAAGCCUAUUGGGAUGGCAAAACUGACCAAUUCCCUUGGUGGGCCACAGGCACCUUGUUUGCACAGUCCCACUCAAUCAUUUUGUGGGAGUUACAAGACCAUGGCCAGAAAGGUCAUAUAAAAAGAGAAGCACAUUGCCCUGCAACUAAGAAGAAAGGAUAUUUUAUCCCCAAGUGUAUGAAACAGAGUAGAUAUCAGUAAUCCUGUUUUACAGUGAAAAGACUGAGAUACAGAGAGGUAAAAUGACUUUCCUAGGGGCCUAAUAGACAGCCCAUGAAGUGAUUCCAGUACACCACCCCUUAUCUCAGGCAGCCAUCUUUUACCCUUUUUGUGAGUGUAAAACUAUUCAAGGCAGCCUCUCUCUUAAAAGAAAUUCUCCCUUCCCAUCCCUUUCUUUUUAAUUGACCAACAUUUUGUUGGGGGGGCAGGAGGGGUGGGUUUCCACUUGCAGAAAAAUUUUCCAGGGGAAGCAGGGAUCCAAUGUGCAAAUGAGCCAUUUGGUUACUAAACGGAAACCUACAGGGUUUGAGCUGUCAUGUUUGCAGAGUGGCCCAGCCCAUUGUGACAUAACUUAAGGGACAUUCUUUAAGAGUUACCUCUUCGGCUGUGGAAAACCUAGCUGGUAUUUUAGUUGUUUAAUGCUGUAGAAAAAUGGUGAUCUCAUCUUGAACUAAUGGAGUGCUUUUAAGGUUCCCAUUGAUAGUCGCCUAGAAUCAUAAAGUUAAAGAGUUUAUAAUAUUAUAUAAAUUGAGAAUCCAGAUUCUGUCACCACAUAUAAUUAAUUAGUGGCAGAGCAAGAACUCCAGGUCACAUAACUGUCAUUUUCAUACUCUUUCUUCUCUGUCCUUACAUGUUUCCCUAAAGCAGGUGAUAUACUGACUUGUUCUUUUGUAAGUAGAGAAACCAUCUAAAGUGUUAAAAGUGACUCAGAGGCACCUAGCCACAGGUAAAGUGGAGUUAGAAAACCCUGGACAGUUGUGUACCUACUAUUUACUGCCUCCUCUAAGUCAGUGAAAACAUGAUCUAUGAACUGGAAGUCCAUUUUUGGAAAGAUUUGAUUUAGGGAUAUUUUGAACUUCUGUUGUUGAGCUCCUUUUCAAAAUGGUAUAUUCUGAAUAUGAUUGCCACCUCAUCAUAUUGUCAUAUUUUUAAUCCCAAUUUGCUCUAACAUCUUGUUUAUUGUUAUGCUCCCAUUUGUAGGAGAGGUGAGAAAUGAAGUUAGUUGCCUGUCACAACAUGACAGCUUCACUGUGGUUUAAGUAUACAUUGGAUCAAAUUAUGUUCCCCAGACAUAAUAUACCAGUCCUUUUUGCUGGGUAGUCUGUGGUUCAUCUUUAAUAUAAAUUCUCUUUAAAUUCUUCAGCAGCUGUGUUUUGCACAGCUACUGAUUUUAGAGGUGGGGAAAUUAAGUCCCUGAAAACUGUCUUCUCAUAGAUGUUCUUUAAUAAUGGGUUACUUAAUUUAGCUCAGAGCCAAAGAGAUUUAGCAUUACCUGCUUACCAUUCUUUUACACUAACAUCCUCUUGAAUGAAAUAUAGAUGAAUUUGUAAAAUUCACUUGCCUUCAUUUGACUGAAAUUGGCUUCAGCUUCGGAUUCAUCUUUUGCCCGUUACUAUGCUGAGACAACUAAGCUUUCUUUAUGGUUAGUUUAAAAUGACAAUUUCAGAAUUUAGCUGCAUUAUCGUUCAUUUAACUUGAGCCUUGGCUGUAUCAUCAGUAUAUGUCAUAUCCGUAAAAUGGGGGAUAAAGGAAGGAGGGAAGUCCUUUGUGUAAAAGCAUUUUCCUCAGCUGUUCCUCCUUGAUGCUGGAGGUUUGGUGCCUGGCAGGAAAUGAUAUAGACAUGUGUGAUAACAAAGUGACAUGAGGAGGAAUUGCCUUUAAGGUUCCCUGGCUUGUCUGGGAUGAUUGGCUGUCAGCUGGCAGAUAGGUUAAAGCUGAUUUGAUCUCCAAAUCUGAGGAUUAACAAAGUAAAACUUAGAACAUUGAGAUGGUGGAAAAACCCUAUUUUGAGAAAAGUUUGGGCAAAGGCAAGUGGUAUGGAAAUUAGUAGACGUGUAAAUAGACUUCUUUUAUUAUGCCUCAUCUGAGAGUCUUAAAGCAUUGCAAUUUGUUAGAGGGAAGGAUCUGGCGUAAGAGUCAGGAGGUACAAAGAAAAAAAAUGUUCUUUAUGAGUGUGAGGAAUUUGCACAUAUCAAAGCAUUUCUAUCUCUGGUUUUUCUUACAAUUUUAAUUUCUUUAUGGAGUAAAUUUUCCAUCUGCCACAGAAAGUAAACUAAACAAUAUCUCCCGAGGUAUCUCUCCUUCAUUCCCAUUACCUCAGAUCAGACCACCCUUCUCUCUUGCCUGGAAUUCUACAGUAACUUAUUUCCCUGCUUCCAAGCACAUCCUCUUUCAGUCCAUGCUCCACACCAUGGUUGGGGAAAUCUUUCUGAAAGUACAGACACUGGCUGUCUGUUAUCCUUAGGAUAAACCCAAAUUCCUUGCCAAGCUAUAUAAGACCCUUUGGGAUCUGUGCCCUGCUUACCUCUCCCCAUGUUUAUUGCAUCCCUCCCUCCACUGUUUCACCAUACAGUAUGAUUGAAGUUUGCACAUGCUGCUGGCUCUACCUGAAACAUCCUUUCUUCUCCCUCUCAGGCUCCUUUCACCUGGCUAAUACCUACUGGGCUCCAGGACAGCUUGCAGAAAUGGCCUUCUCUGGAGGAAGAACUAUAUCUCCAAGAAGGGCAGGCCUGAGUGUUGACCUAACCUGCUGCUGUAAAUCCCUGGGACUUGCCUGCCUCCCUGCUCUUCUGGAGAGGGCAGCAAGUGUAUUUGGCUUAUUGUUUAUUCAGUCCUCUGCUUGAAUAUCACCUGUUGCAGAGAGGUCUUUCCUGGCUACUCUACCCUGUUGUUCUUUAGCCUCUUACCCACUGUUUUCUUCAGAGCAUUUAUCACUACCUGACAUUUUACAUAUUUUUGUCUCCCUGCCUUAACCCCCACUAAUCUGUUGGUUCCUUGAGAACAUGGACUUUUAUGAAAGUUGACUGUAUGUUCCCAGUGCCUAGAAUAGACCUGCCACAUAAUAAGCUAUCAGUAAAUAUUUGUUGAAUGGAACCUAUGAUGCAUUCUUGAAAAGUAGCUUCCAAACUCGACUAGGUUUCAAAAGCAGCUGGAGCACUUAAAAAAUUUACUACUGAAUUAGAAUCCUUGGGAUAGGAUCUGACAUUCACAUUUCAAAACCACUAUUAGAUUAUGUAAGUACAUAAGGAACAGGUACCAUCUUCUGUUUGGUGUGCAUUAACUUUGAGUUGAAAUCGUCAUCUAGUUGAUAGUUUGGUUUCUCUGUGGUAACUUUCUACUUUGGUUGUUUAACCAGUGGGAAAAGGUAGGUUGUGUGAGCUCUGUGGAAUUAACUAAGAGAUUAUAUUAGUAGUUCGGGUAGCUUUAUCCCAACAAGUUUGUAUCAACCUAUAAAUUAUGAGCUCCAUUGUCAUUCAGGCAAUGAGAGGCACAUAUAUGGGACCUAGAAGAGGCUACUAUGCUUGAGCAAGAGAUUUUUAAAGUCUAUUGUAGUUAACUCAUUAUGUAGGGCAAAUGUAGGGCAGUAACCCAUACAACACACCCAAUUUCUCAGGAAAGGGAACUUCAAGACAGAACACCAGAUAGAACCUUGGAAGAACUUCACAAGUAAGUUGAAAGUUCUGUUGCAAGUAGAAGUUCCCCACUAGCACCAGGCUUGUUAGAAGUCUACAAACAAAACCAAGUGAGGCAGCCUCUCCCUGUGGUUUCUGCUGCAGAGGAAGAAGACAUAUGGGCUUUGUCACCUGCCAGGUGAGCACCAAAGAAGAGGUUUUAUAAUGACUUUGAUAUAUUCUCUGAAGUAUGCUUGAGCCUUCAGCAUCCCUGUUGUCAUUUUCAGGUUACAUUUAUUAAGCACUCUAUACAUUACACUGGGCUAGAAAGCAGUGUGAGUGGCACCCUCCCUCCGUUGCCUUACAUGCAAAAGCAAACAGUAUAGGCAUAGGGCUGUUUAUCUAAUGAAACAUAAAUAAAGUUUAACACACACCAAAGCAGGGUGCUAGGGCAAAUGAACAAAUGUAUUAUCUUUGCUUUUACAUGCAUUUCUCUAUACACAAUAAUCUUUUUUUUUUUUUUUUUUUUUGGCAUUGGAACAAGAAUGGAGGAGUUAUGCCCUAUCUUUUCUACCACAGGGGUGGGAUAUCACUGCACAUAACUGAGUGGUGCUGCUGACCAAAAACCUUAAUCACUUGAGUAAAGAAUAUAGUCAGUUUGAGUCCUCUUUGUUUGAGUAGUAGACAUUGCUGAUGGCAAAGCAUUUUUGGGCAGGGGAGUAGGUCAUAAAUGAGGAAGUUUAUCUAAGAAACUCUGUGUUUCUCACCCCUGAGGGUUCUGAUUGUUGGUUUCUUCACAGCUCACUUUUCUCUCAGGCCCCACCCCAUACUGCAGAGAAGAACUUGUUGACGGCAGCUCGACUUUUUCAAGUCUUGCACGAAGGCAGAUGUCUCUGAAAAUGCAGCUUACGCAAAACAUCUGUGUGCUUGACUCUGUUCCCACGCAUCAGCGAGAGCUUUCUAACUGUCAAAGGUGCUGCCCUUUUUCUACCACGGGGAAAUGGAUCGUCCACACCAAGAAUCAGCCACAGACGCAACAAGCAUGCAGGCGAUCUCCAACAGCAUCUUCAAGCAAUGUUCAUAUUACUCCGCCCAGAAGACAACAUCAGGCUGGCUGUAAGACUGGAAAGUACUUACCAGAAUCGAACACGCUAUAUGGUGGUAGUUUCAACUAAUGGUAGACAAGACACUGAAGAGAGCGUUGUCCUAGGAAUGGAUUUCUCUUCUAAUGACAGUAGCACUUGUACCAUGGGCUUAGUCCUGCCUCUCUGGAGUGACACCCUAAUUCAUUUGGAUGGUGAUGGUGGGUUCAGCGUAUCAACAGAUAACAGAGUUCAUAUAUUCAAACCUGUAUCUGUGCAGGCAAUGUGGUCUGCACUGCAGAGUUUACACAAGGCUUGCGAAGUGGCCAGAAUACAUAACUACUACCCAGGCAGCCUGUUUCUAACAUGGGUGAGUUAUUACGAGAGCCAUAUCAACUCAGAUCAAUCCUCAGUCAACGAAUGGAAUGCUAUGCAGGAUGUGCAGUCCCACCGGCCAGACUCUCCAGCGCUCUUCACAGACAUACCAACUGAACGUGAGCGAACAGAAAGGCUAAUUAAAACCAAACUAAGGGAGAUUAUGAUGCAGAAGGAUUUGGAGAACAUCACAUCCAAAGAGAUAAGAACGGAGUUGGAAAUGCAAAUGGUGUGCAACUUGCGAGAAUUUAAGGAAUUUAUAGAUAAUGAAAUGAUAGUGAUCCUUGGUCAGAUGGAUAGCCCUACACAGAUCUUUGAGCACGUGUUCUUGGGCUCAGAAUGGAACGCCUCCAACUUAGAGGACUUACAGAACCGAGGGGUGCGGUAUAUCUUGAAUGUCACUCGAGAGAUAGAUAACUUUUUCCCAGGAGUCUUUGAGUACCAUAACAUCCGGGUAUAUGAUGAAGAGGCAACAGAUCUCCUGGCCUACUGGAAUGACACUUACAAAUUCAUCUCUAAAGCAAAGAAACACGGAUCUAAAUGCCUUGUGCACUGCAAGAUGGGGGUGAGUCGCUCAGCCUCCACUGUGAUUGCCUAUGCAAUGAAGGAAUAUGGCUGGAAUCUAGACCGAGCCUAUGACUAUGUGAAGGAAAGACGAACCGUGACCAAGCCCAACCCCAGCUUCAUGAGACAACUGGAGGAGUACCAGGGGAUCUUGCUGGCAAGCAAACAACGGCAUAACAAGCUCUGGAGAUCUCAUUCAGAUAGUGACCUCUCAGACCACCACGAGCCCAUCUGCAAACCAGGGCUAGAACUCAACAAGAAGGAGAUCACCACCUCAGCUGACCAGAUUGCCGAGGUGAAGACCAUGGAGAGCCACCCACCCAUACCUCCCGUCUUUGUGGAACACGUGGUCCCACAAGAUACAAAUCAGAAAGGCCUGUGUACCAAAGAAAGAAUGAUCUGCUUGGAGUUUACUUCUAGGGAAUUUCAUGCUGGACAGAUCGAAGAUGAAUUAAACCUAAAUGACAUCAAUGGAUGCUCAUCAGGAUGUUGUCUGAAUGAAUCAAAAUUCCCUCUUGACAACUGCCAUGCAUCCAAAGCCUUAAUCCAACCUGGACAGGCCCCAGAAAUGGCCAAUGAGUUUCCAGACUUAACAGUGGAAGAUUUGGAGACAGACGCACUGAAAGCAGACAUGAACGUCCACUUACUGCCAAUGGAAGAAUUGACAUCUCGACUAAAAGACCUCCCCAUGUCCCCUGACCCUGAGUCACCGAGCCCCCAGCCCAGUUGCCAGGCUGAAGUCUCAGAUUUCAGCACAGAUCGCAUUGAUUUUUUUAGUGCCCUAGAGAAGUUUGUAGAGCUUUCCCAAGAAACCCGGUCCCAGUCUUUUUCCCACUCAAGGAUGGAGGAAUUGAGCGGAGGAAGGAGUGAAAGCUGCCGACUGUCAGUGGUAGAAGUAGCCCCUUCUGAAGUGACAGCUGAUGACCAGAGAAGCAGCUCUUUGAGUAAUACUCCCCAUGCGUCUGAAGAAUCUUCAAUAGAUGAGGAACAGUCAAAGGCAAUCUCAGAACUGGUCAGCCCAGAUAUCUUCAUGCAGUCUCACUCAGAAAAUGCAAUUUCAGUCAAAGAAAUCAUCACUGAGAUUGAGUCCAUCAGUCAAGGAGUUGGACAGAUUCAACUGAAAGGAGAUGUCCUACCCAACCCAUGCCAUACGCCAAAGAAGAACACCAUCCAUGAGCUGCCCAUCGAGAGGGCCCAGGCCCUGGAAAACAAACCUGGGAAUCUGGAGCAGAACAAAGGUUCCUGUGCAGCCCAGCCUGAACUAGCCAAAGACUCAGGGAAGUGGGACCCAGAAGGCUGCCUAACCACAUGUUCAUUCACAGCAGACUUGGAAGAAGAGGAACCAGCUGAAGGGGAACAAGAGCUCCGCAGCCCAGAGAUGCACCCAGGUGCUAAGUGGUGCCCGGGCUCAGUGAGGCGAGCCACAUUGGAGUUUGAGGAACGCUUGCGGCAAGAGCAAGAGCACCAUGGUGCUGCCCCUGUAUGUACGUCACUGUCCACUCGCAAGAAUUCCAAGAAUGAUUCUCUGGUGGCAGACCUAGCACCAAAAGGGAAAAGUGAUGAGGCCACUCUGGAACAUUCAGUUGUCCCCAAGGAAUCAGAGAUGAGCAAGGACAAAGGGGAAUGCAGUGGAUCUAAGGCUGGCUCACUGCCCCUUCCUGAGCAGAAAGCCAUUGCUCCAGCACCUGAGCUGCUGGAGUUUCACCCCUUGCCAGCUCCUCAGGAGCACCCAGUGUCAGAUGCUAGAACACAGCAGGAAGGAGUCCUGAAGGAGCAGAGGACUGUGCUUUCAUGCCAGGGGUCUGAGACUCAGGCAGUCCCUCUUUCCCUUCCCAAGAGGAUAGAAAUCAUCGAGUAUACUCACACAGUUACGUCACCUGAUCACCAUGGCCCAGAGGCUGAAGUAGCCACCACCGAAAAGGGUGGGGAGCAAGGGCUGAGGAAAGUAAAAGUGGAAAAGUCCAUCACUGUGCUCUGUGCACUGGAUGAAAAUCUGAACAGGACUGUCUGUCCCAACCAGGUUUCUGUCCACCCCCAAGUGCUACCUCUGCCACAUUCUUCCUCUCCUGAGCAUGACAGACCCACCAGCCCAACCUCCACCCUUAGCAGCCCUGAUGACAGGAGCAACAGCCCAUCAACACCCCUAGAGACAGCAGCGCCUUUUGUCAGUUGCACAACCCAUGUACCCUCUGCCAACUUGGAUUACCUGCAUCCCCAAACCGUGGUUCACCUGGAGGGCUUCACAGAGCAAAGCAGCAGCACAGACAAUGAGCCCUCCACACAGCAGGGUAGCUGGGAAGAAAGUCAGGAGGGCCCCCUCUGCAGUGGCGAUGAGCUGCCACAUAAGGGCUCCCAGUUAAGUAGCGAAGAUCUAAGCUUAAUUAGCAAACUUGAUGACAAUAUUGAGGAGUUACAAGAAAAACUGGACCCAUCACCCAUGGCCUGUCAACUCCCACAUAGUUCCAGUAGUGACAGUAUAAAGGGUCUCAGCCACAGCGCCGGUGUGGUGAAGGAACGUGCUAAAGAAAUCGAGUCCCGAGUGAUUUGCCAGGCAGGGCUCACCAACCCAUCCCAAAUAAGGCGCUCAGCUUCCCUCGUCAAGUUAGGUUACUUGGACCUCUGCAAAGACUGUUUACCGGAGAGGGAACCUAUCUUCUCAGAAUCCCCUCAUCUCAAACUUCUUCAGCCCUUCAUCAGGACGGACUCAGGCAUGCAUGCCAUGGAGGUCCAGGAGCCCCCAGAAAACCCAGGUGUCCCCCAGAACCCAGAGCCCACCAAGUAUUUUGUAGAGCAACUCAAAACAACAGAGUGUAUUGCGCAGAGCAAGCCAGUGGAAAGGCCCCUUGUGCAGUAUGCCAAAGAAUUUGGUCACGGUCAGCAGUGUUCACUCCCCAGGGCAGGACCUGAAUUGACUAGUUCUGAAGGAGGCCUUGCUUUGCUACAGACCCAGGGACUACAGUGUGCAGGCGCAGCUCCAGGACUGGCUGUGGCGCCCCGUCAGCAACAUGGCAGAACUCACCCCCUUAGGAGACUUAAAAAGGCGAAUGAUAAAAGAAGGACAACCAACCCCUUCUAUAAUACCAUGUGAUUCUGAGCCUACACAUGUGACUUUUGAAAAGAAAUGUUUGUAAAGGGGCAGGUGUAAUAUGUAAGGAACAUGCACUUUAUUGGUUAAUUUUAUAAUGUUUUGGUCAUUUUACUGUUCUUGGCGCAUGCAGGGUUUGGGUUUUGUGUGUAUGUCUGCGUGUGUGUGCAAGAGAGAAAGAGAGAUUUGGACUGCAAGACCAUUUUGUUUUUUUUUUUUUUUUUAAUUCAAACCUCAAAAAAAAAAGAAAACUCAUUUUCAAAGAACACCUUUAUCAAAGGCAAAUUGCUGUUUUUCAAUCAACUGCCACCUGCUCCUCAUUUUGCCCUCUGAGAAAAGGCAUGGUUGCUUGACUGAGGGAAGGAAGCAGAUGGGGAGGGUAGAGAUGACGUUGGAAAUUGGAAAUGCUCCCCAGGGCCAUUGUGAUGAUGGUUUGGUUCGCAGACCUGAGGCACUGGAUAAACUGAAGGGCAGCCAGACUGGCGGCAGAGCGCUCUCAGCCUCCAUCUCCAGCCCCAGCCCACUGGAGUCCUGAGGCGCACGAGUUCUGCUUAGCUUUCAAAGGGUGUCUUCCAGAAUCCAUUUCUUCUGGCAUUCCAGAGCCUAUCAUUACAAAAAUGAUAAUGGCUGCCUUUGUAAAUUUACCAAGCAAAUAGUUUUUUCCCAAGCAAAUAAUUUUUGACAUUAAAAGUGAACCCCAAAUAAAACUCAGGAGAAAGUCUUCUGUAAAGGAAAGCAUGACAGGAGGAGGAGGUAAAGUUGUGGAUGGAGAGGCCACUGCCCCGUAACUUCUGGAUUGGUGGGAUCCACACGAGUGGUCAUCCUGGCCUUCCCAGUCCUCCCAAUGAAAACGCAAUAGUGACAAGUUUGUAAAACAGCAAUUAAAACUCAGUGUGUUCUUUUAAAAUGAAUACAUCUGUAGGGUUUUAACCCUUCCAUUACUUGAAUAAUUCUGUGGGCCUUCUGAGUUUAAUGGCCAUAUUUUUUUUUCCAAUGUAUUUCCCUCCCCCUUGCUAUUUCCCCAGUGCUGCCUGUGGUUGUUUUUUUUUUUAAUUUCAUAGAUGAUAUUUUAAUUGUUACAUAUGUAUAACCUCCAUUGAAAGCAAAGUUUUCUACAUUAUCACUGUUAACACUUGACAUAAGUCUUUUUUGGGUUUUUUUUCCCAUUCUUUUCCUGGAAGGUUUGUCAUUUCUCUAAAGUUCAUACACAGUAUUUAUGUACAUAUGUGUUGUCACUUUCUUACAGUGUUUUGUUGUUGAUGUUGUAGGAUCUUUUCAAUUUAUUCUUUUUAAGAAGGAGUUAAGCUGCAACUGGAAAACACAUAAAGACACCACAGAAAUAAAACUGAUGGGUGUUGGUAGAAUCUGCACAGUAUAUUGAUGGUGGUUUUAAUUGUUUAAAUGGAGACUUCUAAUCUCCAGUUCCUGCCAAAUUAUGUGUUAGUAACUUCCUCCUCAGAGAAAGCCCUGAAGCCUCCCAUUAGAUCGGUUUGCCUGAAGGCUGAUUUCUGAGACUGAAAUCCCAGAACAUGGUUUGCUGGUAGCUGAACUGCAGCCAGGAGUGAAUAGGACUGUCACUUCUGCCCAAGCUGGACGCUCCUACUGGUGGCUGAGAGGUGGCAGGGGAGGCCUCGGCCAAGGGCAGGCACCUAGUAAUUGAGGAGGCUGUUGCUUUGCUGCUGUUGUGGGUAUCAUCAACACAAGCACCUGCCAUAAACAAGCCUGCUUCAGCUUCUUACAGAAAAUAUAUUUACCCUGGAAUGAAAUACCCUCUGAAGUUCACCAAAACGAAGGUGGUUUGCAAAUUGCUUCCUGUUUGCUUUGGUUGAUGUCCACAUUGCUGAGAGAUUGACCUGGUGGACUUCAGACUUAGGUUUUUGGCUUAUCAUAGCAUUGAAAGGAAAAGACAGAUGGAGAGACUGUCAAGUUGAUGUCAGAGGGCAGAGUUUAGUGGGGGCAAGCAGUAGGGUGACCCACAGGAGAGAGUAAGGGUGGACUGAGGCCACUCUUAGGUGCUCCAGACGAGCUAUAAGUCCAGUUGCCGUGUGAAACUCUGGUUGGGACUGACACCACUGCCAGGAGGCAGGUUGGGCAGAAACUGCCUGUUGUGUCUUUGUGGUGUAGUGAUUAUGCAUAACUGUGCUGUCCCUAAAUAGCUUUCUUAAAGAUUCAAAUGUAUCAUCUAUACAGCUUUGUGAUUCCUGGAUACUUAAUGUGUUGUGAGGUGGUUUUUUAGGUGCUAUGUACAAAUGUGAGGAGGCUUGUGAGACAGGGUUAUGAAUUUCCAGGACUCAUCCGUCUGAAGUGACCAUCUUGUUGAGGCCAUUCCACCACCAAUAUGACGGGAAAGACAGGAAGUUGGGACAGAGGCAGGGAGAGAUUUGCAUGGAGGAUAAGAAAAUGGUGUCCACUCAUGUUAACCCCUGAGAUGGUGACAUCCCACACAUUCAGAAGUAAAAGCAGUAUCAGCAUUACUAUACUGCUCUCUGCUCCCCUCCCACUGUGUGUAAUGCUCAUGCUCACUGCAUUAAGUAACAGCAGAGCUGGGGAGAAACCCUUAAUGCUGUGAAAAACAAACUUUUUGUUUAAAGAGUGGAGGAAACGGUCUUCCUAUGCCUUCCAUUUUGUUUUUAUUACAUAUUUUAUCAUUUCAUUUACCUGCCUAAAUAAACAUCCUCUACGCACAGGGUCUAUGAUUCAGCCAUGCCAAGGGGCUUUGCCAGCCCUCUCAAACUCCCACAGUUGGGUCUUAUUUUAUUUACACGACUGAGCAGUGUCCUGGAGAGGUAUAUAAUGAGGGGUCAAGGACUUCUCAGACUUUUUCUCUUCAAACUUUCUGAGAAUCUCUGGUGGCCUGUUUCCCUUUUCUGUUUGUGGAAUAUCCAGACCUGGAACAGCAGGGGUUUGGUAGAUUGACAAACUGAGGAGGAAAAGCUUUGGCGUCUUGCUCACUGCCUCUGUCUUCAUCUCAAAAACCACCAUCAUCUGACUUUCAUUUACUCUGGAGGGCUGUGUGUGUAUGUACUCACGUGCAUGCACGCUUGUGUGUGCACAUAUUCGUAAAGAGUAACAUUUUGAUGCGUGGGGAAAAAGUCCCAGGAGCACACAGGUUUUGAGCUAUAAUCUGGGAUGGUUACCUGGUCAGUGUGAAGGGAGAGAAAUCCCAAGCCUUUCUUGGUUUUGGAAACACUUAGGAAUAGUGUGUACUGUAGUGGACAUGUAGUACUGUAGUAUGGUAGUAUUCAUCUCUCUUCUUUUUGGUUGCCUUUCAGAUUCUAAAAGUUUGGGAUCAUUCCUCAUAUCUCGGCCUCUUCAGGCCCUUUAUCCAGAAUUUUCCUGGUUCUGUACCUUUAUCCCCACUGGUAUUUUCUCUUUCAUUUUUAGGACAGCCCAGGCUCUGGGGUCCUCUCCUGUUCAUGGGCCCCAGAUAGAUGCUGUCGGCUAGACCUGAAGCUUCCUACGAGAAGCUGCUUUUCUGAGACAAAGCAGCUUAUAGAAAUCACCUGUUCCAUCUGAGAGUUUCAGUUCUGAAGUGAUCUAGGCAUGUUUGGUAAAAAUGUUUUUGUGGGAGUUGUUUCUUGUUCUUCUAAGAAAGCAUUAUGCAAAAAGGAUAACUUUUAAAGGGCAUUUUAAAAUUUUUCAGUAAAGCCAUUCUUUGGCUUUCUGGACACCUAUUUGUGGAUACUUUGUUUACAUUGUGAGUAUUAAAACCUGUAUCGUCUCGUCGGCCGCUCAGCCUCCUUCCUUUUCAGGUACCCAGCCAUGGCUGUCCUGUGAGUCCUCACCGAGCCACGCCAUGGUCAGCCCUCAUGAGUAAGUGGGCAAAACCUGGAGCUGAUUUCUACCUGUGUCCUGCACCCCCAUCCAAUACUCUGUGUGGAAAAUAGUUGCUGUUUCCUCAGUGAUGGUGUGUCUUACAGUGAAGGUUGUGAUGGUGAAUGGCUAGUGUCAUUUUUGUUUAAUUUUGUUUUGCUUUUUGAUGGUAGACAAGAUGAAAUUUUAGCUGUUGCAUCACCAAUCCAACUUAAAAGCAUCUUGGACUUUGUUUUCCCUUCCAAACUAAAAGUAAGAUGAAGGCACGUAUUAGGUAUAAGCGUGAUUUGCUGCCUCAACUCAUAUGACACCCAUAUCAGGAAAAGGCCUGCUAUGAAAGCAGGUGGCUGCACGCUCCUAACCCUUUUCCCAGGGCUUGGGGUCCCUUGAUGCCAUGGAGAGCUAUUGCAAGGUGCCUCUGUACUUUUCCAGCCUGGCAGUGGAGGGUGACUGGGCCUGGCUCCUGCUGUGAAAAGAGACCAGCCUCAUUUUCUCAGUGCCCCAGAGAUCUAGGACAGGAUUUCUAAACUGGAAUCACCCCUCAUCAGCUUGAAGAGCCCCCAAGAGGUCUAUGACCGGUGCUGCCGUCUGUGUCCCCACAGCGAUGGUGACGCAGCCUGUGUACACGUGCAGAGCUGAUGACCCAAUCAGAAAAGUGGGUAACUGGUCCUGAAAUGUUUUCCAAUCAACAAGCCCACAGGGGAUUGCUUGGUUUUUAUUUUUUGUUGGGUUUUGGUUUGCUUGGCAUAGCUUAAGGUGCCUUUCCUUUGUUUCUUUCUACUUUAUUUUUUAGGACUUUUUCAGAAUAUGGAAAACAAGUCCAGAAGACUCUCUCACUGACUGUUACCUUUGCCCCAGGCCACCCCAAACUUUUAUGCUCAUGUUUUAUUAAAUAAAGCAGGUGCUCCCUGGAAUCUCUGGGACCUUUUUGAGGCAUUUGAAACAGAAUAUAAAGAGUGGGCUCAUCUCCUUCCUUAAUCUUCCUGGUGGUUGGGAUGUUCCACUUGUACCAUAGAUUUUUUUAUUACUGAUGUGCUCCGCUGUUUUUAAAUGUGAACUUGUGCGCAAAUGUGCAGAUUCAAUGUUCUUGUUACAGAUUGAAUAAAUUUUUAUUUUGAAGAUGAAA
This is a messenger RNA of Trichechus manatus latirostris (Florida manatee), 14216 nucleotides long. RefSeq names its product slingshot protein phosphatase 2 (gene SSH2). The transcript has 14 exons. NCBI's taxonomy places the organism in Eukaryota, Metazoa, Chordata, Mammalia, Sirenia, Trichechidae. The coding region runs from base 5246 to 9280 and encodes 1344 amino acids. The record is from RefSeq and is a predicted model, not a curated record. Gene Ontology annotation, molecular function: protein tyrosine/serine/threonine phosphatase activity; actin binding. Gene Ontology annotation, biological process: negative regulation of actin filament polymerization; protein dephosphorylation; actin cytoskeleton organization. Gene Ontology annotation, cellular component: cytoplasm.